Micropterus dolomieu (smallmouth bass) is the source of this 1577-nucleotide messenger RNA. It is a transcript of the gene oscp1a, whose product is annotated as organic solute carrier partner 1a. The record is from RefSeq and is a predicted model, not a curated record. Gene Ontology annotation, cellular component: cytoplasm; plasma membrane. Gene Ontology annotation, biological process: transport. Lineage: Eukaryota; Metazoa; Chordata; Actinopteri; Centrarchiformes; Centrarchidae. The transcript is spliced from 11 exons. Bases 103 to 1269 code for a protein of 388 amino acids.
AUGACCUGAGUGCUUUUGAUCUGCAAGGGGCUGAACUUCUUCUAACGCCUACUUCUAUACUUGUCAGCUUUCAGGAGUUAAUCUCGUCUUUGUCUUUGCAAGAUGUCUGUGAGAACUCUCCCCCUGGUUUUCAUUAAUCUUGGUGGAGAGAUGCUUUACAUACUGGACCAACGGCUGCAGGCUCACAACACAUCUGAGGACAAUUCAGAGAAAGGAGUGUGGUCAGAAAAUGACAGAAAAAGAGUUCUGAAUGACAUAGUUGGGACCAUGUUUAGUAAAGCCUUUAUGGAUGAACUUCUCAAACCUCAGCAGCUGUAUUCUCACAGGACAAUGAAAACAGUGCUAACUCGAUUAGCGCACGCCUCCAUCAUGAGGUUGAACCCGGCCAGCAUGGACAGGCUUUAUGAGCUGAUGGUCAUGGCCUUCAAAUAUCAGGUCUUCCUUUGUCCACGGCCAAAAGACUUGCUGCUCAUCUCUUACAAUCACAUAGACACCAUCAGGGAACUUGUAAAAGACACUCCUGUGGUCGUACAUCAAGUGGAAGAGACACAUAGGAAGAUCAUUGAGGUUUACUCACCUUUAUCAGAGGGUGAAUUCCAGCUUCUUAGACAAACACUGCUCAUAUUUCUUCAAGACAUGCAUGUUCGCGUGUCACUUUUCCUCAAAAAUCUAGUCCAGAAACCCAACGGACGUUUUGCUCUGUCGACAUCAGGCCCAGUUCCUCAUGGGACAGAUGUUCCAGGGCUUAUUAGGACGUUUGACAGAAAGGGCAGAGAAGUGAGACGCAGUGAGUUCCCUACAGGAGGAAGUUACACCAGCCCCAUCAGAGAGGGAUCUUUUGAACUGCAUGGAGACCGAGUCAUCAGGCUGGGUUUGAACAUAUACACUGUGAAGCAUCCAGAGGAAACACACACAUCCAAGGCCCCCUCUGUCAAGACAAACGACACCCCCAACCUGCUGGCCAAAGAGGAGCUUAACCUGCUGGCUCGUCUGAUGGGCAGCAUGAAGGCCGAGAACAUACCCAAAGCUGAAACUGGCUUUCAGAUAAACCUGUUUACUACAGACCAAGAGGAGGAGGAGGAGGCGGGAGCUUCAGGUGGAGCUGAGGAGUCCAUGUUUGGAGUGAUAAAUAUUCAAGCAAUGCAGGAUGAACAGGCUGCAUCUGCGCUGGCUCAAAUCGCUGGAGAAUUUGCUGAACGCGAGCAGCAGCCUGAAAAUCCCAGCAGCAACAAAGGAGACGACCUGUUGGCCAUGAUGGACGACCUCUGACUCUGUUGUGUUGUUUCAAUAAGAUGGUCAGACAUAUUUAAUGUUUCAACUUUACUGACUAACUCUCUCGAGUCUUUAUCACAGGUAACAUCACAUUAUCUGUCAUGGAAGCUUCUGUUUAAUCUGUAAAAUAUGCAGUUGUUUAACACUGAAGUAGAUUACAGAAUGAGAUAAAUAACCGGUGACUCAUACUGUACGACUCAUAUGAGACAAAAACCUAUAUUGUAUUCACCUAUGUUUUUAAUUAGUAGCACUUGGAUGGUACUUGGAAAAGUAUCACAUCAAUGGACCACAAAUUGUAAGAACUA